UCCCGUUUGAUGGAGCGGGUAGCCGGCCGGAGACACCCGGCCAAAGGCAAGGCGCCGGGCCUGCCAGGGUUGUGCCCCCCGUGCCCCCCGGCGGGACCAUGCAGGUGAACCGGCAGAGGAGCCCCCUCUACAGCGGCUUCCCCAACGCCAACCCCGCCGACCCCGACGGAUCCUACUCCCGCCAGUGCAAGGCCAUGAGGUUCUCCUACCACAUCGACGGGGUGCUGCCCCCCUCGCCCAGGCACCGGACCGGGCCUCCCCAGGGACCCCGGCUACUGGUCAAGAGCCUCUCCCUGGAACCGGGCCAGAGCUCUGAGCCCCACCCGGAGAUCCCUCAGAGUCUGCGCUCGGACCCUGGUCCCCCAAGUCACCCUGACGGUGGCCACGGUGGGCUUGGGGAGCCCCCCAGUCUCAAGCCGUCACCCCAGAAGCGGCUCCCAGGCCCCAAGCCUCAAGUGCCCCCGAAGCCCGCCCACCUGCAGAGUGGCCGCCCGGCCCGGUUACCCGAGUCGAUCCCACCGCCUCCUUCUCGUCCUCUUCCCGCGGACCCCCGGCUGGGCCGGAGCCCUCUCUCCCGCACUGACAGCAAGGAUGGAGUAGGAGCCUCAGCUGUGUCGUCCCUCAUUGAGAAGUUUGAGAGAGAACCCGUCAUCCUGGCUCCGGACAGGAGCUCCCUGUGUCCCAGCCCGGGCCUAGACUCCACCCCGGACACGGGCUCGGCCAGCGACGUCUCCCAACCCGGUGGCCCCCCGGAGCACCGAGGCCCGCUGGAGUCGGGCUGCGGCAUGGCCGAGCUGACCCACAAGUUGCUGGACAUCUUGGAGCUGCGGGACCGCGGGGGCGGGAGCGGCGGCGGCGGCGGCGGCGGCGGCGGAGGAGACCGUUCGGGCUACUCCACGGACAGCUCGGCGGAGAGCCGGCCCUGCCUGCGGGGCGAGGGCCCGCCCUGCCUGCUGGCCCACGAUGGCAGCGGCAAGCUGGCCAACCGGGACAGCGGCAUCGACAGCAUCAGCUCGCCCUCCAACAGCGAGGAGAUCUGCUUCGUCAGCGAGGAGCCCCCCGGGCCCGGCGGGGAGGCCGGGGAGCCGGUCGGACCCCCGCCCCUCGUGACCCGCAAGCGCCGCUCCACCCGGGACUCGGAGGUGGACAGCGACCUGGAGGAGGGCAGCGGGGACGAGGCGGAGCUGCCGCCCCCCAAACCCGAGAGGCAGGAGUCCGUGGAGCUGACCGUCCAGCAGAAGGUAUUCCACAUCGCCAAUGAACUCCUGCAGACCGAGAAGGCCUACGUGUCCCGGCUUCAUCUGCUGGAUCAGGUGUUCUGUGCCCGACUGCUAGAAGAGGCCCGCAGCCGGAGCUCCUUCCCUGCGGAUGUGGUUAUGGGCAUCUUCUCCAACAUCUGCUCCAUCUACUGCUUCCAUCAGCAGUUCCUGCUGCCCGAGCUGGAGAAGCGGAUGCAGGAAUGGGACCAGCACCCCCGCAUUGGAGACAUCCUGCAGAAGCUGGCCCCCUUCCUUAAGAUGUACGGGGAGUACGUCAAGAACUUCGACCGGGCCAUGGAGCUGGUCAACACCUGGAUGGAGCGCUCGGCCCAGUUCAAGGUUAUCGUCCAUGACGUGCAGAAGGAGGAGGUGUGCGGAAACCUGACGCUGCAGCACCACAUGCUAGAGCCAGUUCAGCGCAUCCCUCGCUACGAGCUGCUGCUCAAGGACUAUCUCCUGAAGCUGCCCCAGGACUCACCGGACAGCAAGGACGCCGAGAAGUCGCUGGAGCUGAUCGCCACAGCGGCCGAGCACUCCAACGCCGCCAUCCGCAAGAUGGAGAGGAUGCAUAAACUGCUCAAGGUGUACGAGCUGCUGGGUGGGGAGGAGGACAUCGUCAGCCCCACUAACGAGCUCAUCAAGGAAGGCCACAUCCUCAAGCUCUCUGCCAAGAAUGGGACCACUCAGGACCGAUACCUCAUACUGUUUAACGACCGCCUGCUGUACUGUGUGCCCAAACUGCGGCUCCUCGGUCAGAAGUUCAGCGUGCGGGCCCGCAUCGACGUGGACGGCAUGGAGCUUAAGGAAAGCAGCAACCUGAACCUGCCCCGGACCUUCCUGGUGUCAGGGAAGCAACGCUCUCUGGAGCUGCAGGCCAGGACCGAGGAAGAGAAGAAAGACUGGAUCCAGGCCAUCCACGCCACCCUCCUGAAGCACGAACAGACGCUGGAGACCUUCAAACUGUUGAACUCAUCGCAUAGAGAUGACGACGAAACGCCCCCCAAUUCCCCGAACACAGACCUGGGCCGACGGGCACCCACGCCCAUCCGGGAGAAGGAGGUCACCAUGUGCAUGAGGUGCCAAGAGCCCUUCAACUCCAUCACCAAGAGACGGCAUCACUGCAAGGCCUGCGGCCACGUGGUGUGCGGGAAAUGCUCGGAGUUCCGCGCGCGGCUCCUCUACGACAACAACCGCCCGAACCGCGUCUGCCUCGACUGCUACACGGCCCUGCACGGGGUCCCCGCCAGCCCCGCCUACAACCAGCACACACCCCAGAGGAGGAAAUCCAUUCUGGAGAAACAGGCCUCCGUGGUGGCGGAAAACAGCGUCAUCUGCAGUUUCAUGCACUACGUGGAGAAGGGCGGCAAGAACUGGCACAAGGCCUGGUUUGUGGUUCCCGAGAACGAGCCCCUCGUCCUGUACAUCUACGGGGCCCCACAGGACGUGAAGGCCCAGCGCAGCCUUCCCCUCAUAGGCUUUGAGGUGGGGCCCCCGGAGGCCGGGGAGCGGGUGGAGCGGCGCCACGUCUUCAAGAUCAGUCAGAGUCACCUGAGCUGGUACUUCAGCCCCGAGACGGAGGAGCUGCAGCAUCGCUGGAUGGAGGUGCUGGGGCGGGCGGGGCGGGGCGAGGAGGUCCGCCCCAGCCCCUCCAUCCUGGAGGCCCAGGAGGAGGACGGGGGGGACCCACCGGCCCCCGGGGCCCCAGACGACACCUAGAGCUGGCGCUCGGGGAGGGGCAGCCCUUCUUCCCCCCCGGGGCUCACGUCGGACUCACAACCUGCCAGGACUGGGGACCUACCUCCCCUCUCUCCAACGCAUUACUUGAACUCCAAUCGGGCACUUUGGAUCCUCUCCUGUAUUGUUAUUAUUUGUCUUGGUUUUUUUUUUUUAUUAAUAUUUAGCAAAACGUUUGGGUUUUUUUUUUUUACAUUCUUGUUUAAUUUUGUGUGUGUGUGUAUAGAGGAAAAGCAUCCGUCUCUGGAAGAGGCCACAUCCCCACUCUCCUCUCCCCCUCUUGUCACUUUAGCGAGGCUGUGCCGGUCCAUGCUGCCUCCCCUCUCUCCCUCCGUGAGUGCCCCGCUCAAUAAAUGGAAUCGACUCUC
Tachyglossus aculeatus (Australian echidna) is the source of this 3361-nucleotide messenger RNA. It is a transcript of the gene FGD1, whose product is annotated as FYVE, RhoGEF and PH domain containing 1. Gene Ontology annotation, cellular component: cytoplasm. Lineage: Eukaryota; Metazoa; Chordata; Mammalia; Monotremata; Tachyglossidae. The transcript has 18 exons. The record is from RefSeq and is a predicted model, not a curated record. The coding region runs from base 99 to 2975 and encodes 958 amino acids. Gene Ontology annotation, biological process: filopodium assembly; cytoskeleton organization. Gene Ontology annotation, molecular function: guanyl-nucleotide exchange factor activity; metal ion binding.